AUGUCGUCCUCACACGAGGCACCUUCGCCUUCAAGCUCCCAGGACGAAGUCAAUUCAAACUCCCUUGGUGGCGAGCAGAAUCAACAAGCCGGUUUGUUAAGUCUGCUGAGAUCAAGAGAAAAAACGAGAGCUUCGGCGUUAAAACAAGAAGCACAAAAAGGAAUCAAAAGAAUAAUUUCUAUUCUAGGAACGAGACGGACAAGUGGGGCUUGGCUGUGGUUUAAAGAUCAUUCAACCAACCCAUCUAAAGCAGUCUGCACUGUUUGUAAUGAGGCCAAGCAUCCUACUCACUAUCAGCAGGCGUAUUCAAAUGAUCCUGAUGCGGUCGCCGUUUCAAGUGACGACGACAAUUACGGCUCCACGACUCCAAAGAAAAUGCGACUAACCCAGCCAACCCUAAUCGAGAGUCUUGAAUCUAAAAAGAAAUGGAAAAUCGAUGAUUUAAGGGCACAGAGUCUACAUUACACAAUAGGAGAGAUGAUAGCCGUUGAUGUCCUACCGUACAGCUUUGUAGAGAAAAUUGGAUUCAGGAGAUUAUUAGCGGCUAUGAAACCGCAAUAUCCGGUCCCAGGGCGAACUUACAUGACGGAUACAAUUAUUCCCAAAAUUUAUGAAAGGACACGGAAAAAAAUUUGGAGUCAAGUACAGGACGCUACCUGGAUUUCGUUCACCAGUGACAUUUGGACAAGCGAGCAAAAUAACUUUGGAUUUAUAAGUUUCACUGGGCAUUGGAUUGACGAUAUAUUUAAACAUCGCCAUGCUGUUCUUCAAUGUAAACAUUUUUCCGGUGAGCACAGCGGUCAGAAGAUUUCUGAAGUGAUACUUGAUAUGCUAAAAAGUUGGGAUAUUCCUACAAACAAAGUUCACACGUUAGUUCGUGACAAUGGUGCCAAUAUAGUCAAAGGUUUAAAUGAUGCUAAUCUGAGCAACAUCGGAUGCUUCGCCCACACAAUUCAGCUAGCAUUCCAUGAUUCAGUCAAAGCAGUGAGCGUCAAAAAUUUAAUUGCGAAAUCUAGGAAAAUAGUCGCAAAGUUUACUCAGUCCCAGAAGAACUCAACCCUUCUCCUUAAAAAGCAGAAAGAUAUGGGCCUGACACCAAAGAAACUGAUCCAAGAUGUCGCGACAAGGUGGAACAGCACGUUCUAUAUGCUUGAAAGGCUUCAGGAUCUAAAGGCAAUCAUAGCAAGUUUAUCAACUGAAAUUGAUUUUGACAAUUUGACCACAAAUGAGUGGACACUUCUACCAGGCGUGAUCGCUAUUCUGAAGCCCUUGGAAGAAAUUACGAAGCUUGUCAGCUUUAACUCUAGUAUCGUAUCAGAAGUGAUACCAAAUGUGGAAGCCCUCUUACGAUACUUCAAAAAAACUGAAGGUCUAGAUGCCGGAUUGAAGACUUUGAAAAAAGAGUUUCUAAAGAAUGUUGAAAAACGAUUCGAGAAACUACCCGAUGUGGAUGAAUAUGCAUUUGCAACUUGUCUAGACCCGCGGUAUAAACAAAUGUUCUUCUCUGACAACACUCGAGACCUGGUGAAGGCUAGAUUACAGAAUUUUAUCCUACAAGAAGAGAUGGGCAUCCCUGACCCUGCCUCUCCCCUCGAACCUCAACAAGCCGGCUUGUUUACAUCUGAACCCGAACUCCCCCCUUGUCAAUUAGAAGGUCCUUUAACGUUAGCGGACCAGUUGCAUGUCUCCUUCUGGAACUGUUACGAUGAAGCCAUUAAGCAAUCUAUGGAAAUUUCGGAGGUGUCAGAAGAAAAUAUUGAAGCCGCUGCAGUUAAACGGACCUCAAUUGUCGCCGAAAUUAAUUCGUAUUGGAAAGCAGAUCCAAUUCCUAUAAAAAGCAAGACUCUUACUUUGACGGAUACUGGAUUGAAUGAUCCCUUAAAAUGGUGGAAGACUAACAAGGACAAAUUUCCGACGCUUCAAAAAUAUGCAAAAAAGUUCUUAUCAGCCCCUGCCACCAGCGUCUACAGCGAAAGGAUGUUCUCUGAAGCUGGACAGAUCUAUGAUAACCUCCGAACGCAGCUGACUCCUAAUCAUGCAGAAACCCUACUUUUCUUAAAACACAAUCUGCCAAUAAUCAACUAUCAGUACUAA
Molecule: messenger RNA, 2094 nt
Organism: Folsomia candida
Lineage: Eukaryota; Metazoa; Arthropoda; Collembola; Entomobryomorpha; Isotomidae
Product: zinc finger BED domain-containing protein 4
Exons: 5
Coding region: 1-2094 (697 amino acids)
Molecular function (GO): protein dimerization activity
Source: RefSeq, a predicted model, not a curated record